Messenger RNA from Penicillium maclennaniae, 3732 nucleotides. RefSeq lists its product as uncharacterized. The transcript is spliced from 4 exons. The record is from RefSeq and is a predicted model, not a curated record. NCBI's taxonomy places the organism in Eukaryota, Fungi, Ascomycota, Eurotiomycetes, Eurotiales, Aspergillaceae.
CUGCUUUCGGGGCUUGAGGCAAAUUCGGAAGAUGGCUCCAGCUCUUCUGUUGAAUACCCCCUUAUCCACGAGAGGGGUCACAAGAUCUUCAGCGACUUCCCCUUGUUGAGCGGGGCUGUUGCGAAGGACUUGCGGGGAGUGUUUUUAGGGAAUGAUGGAUCCAGUAUGCCUUGGAGAGCGGGUCUAGGCUCAAAUGGAAACUCUACAGCGCCACACAUAGCGUACAGAAUUAAGAGUACUGGCCGAUCUUUUCAACUUCCCCCGCAGAAGGCAGACCCUCCUUCCACUACGUCUCCCAGAAGCUCAGUCGCCGAUUCUGAUACCGGUGCCAGCUCUACUACACCAUUUGUCCUCCAUUCGCCCAUCUCUCCGUUAACGCCGAGCUCCCCCACAUUUCCAGAUGGCUUGCUUACUCCGCUGUGGGUGACCAAACACCAAGAACUUGUCCCUGCAGCUGUUAUCAACUUCUUCCCAUUAUCCCUGGACCCGAAUAUGAAUUCGUUGCGCGACAAUCAACUCAAAAUCGAGAUCAACAGUCUGAAAAAAGAGUGGACAGAAUCUGGCUACAAAACGCGGUUCUUGACUGUCCUGAUUUCCGAGGAAGGUGACGGAGGAUACGAGGGUGAAAUCGAUGAUCGCGUGGCAGGCAUUCGGCGAGCAACAAAUCUGGAUGAGAAGUCUAUCUUCGUGAUCCCGCCAGACGCCACAUCAUCCGAGCUCAAAGAUUUUGUCAAAUCAUUGUUCUCUCUGCUGCAACCCUCGGUCGUGGAAUACUACCGAGACUUGUCCAAACAUGCUCGGCGCAAGCGGAAUCGGAGUAGCAUCCCUCCGCCAACUGCGCCUCCCACAUCCGGUACAUCUCAAACGCUCUCACUACAAGGAUGGAAUGUACGUUAUGAGUUUAAGCUCGGCAUAUUCGCAGAGUUUCGUCAAGAGAUGGACGCGGCUUGCCGCAGUUACGAAGGCGCGUAUGAAACUUUGUUUGGACAAGAGGUUUUCGAAAACAUCGCAGGCUGGGAUGCUCGUUUCAAUGAUGCGCGUCUGUUGGGUGAUGCCAUUGCGAUUCGAAUCAUCCGCUGUUUGCUUUGGACAGCCCAGACCACUGCGGCGACGCGUUUCUGGGUCGAUCAUAGGAUCCGGACGAAAGACAUAGUCUACCGCAGAGGCAAAGGCAGCAAAAAUUAUGGAUGGGAAGCUUGGGAGGCGCGGUGGUCAAUGGUCAUGGCUCAGCUCAUUCGCCGUGCAGAGAUUUCUCAGAGAGUAUCUGAAACUAAUACCGACCAGGCGUCUGACUUGUCAAUAUUUACCACGCCAGAGAAAUCAGUACCAGCUAGCGAGCGAGUCAACCCGUGGGAGCAAAUGCAUCACGAGGGAUACUGGCUAUACAGCUCAGCCAAGCACUCCGUGGCUCGUCGAGCUCUCGCCAUGCAAAUCCCUAAGGAGGACCGGAUGCCCCCUAGCCAAUCUCCUGCCUCCCAAAAUGCGAACAAGUCUUACUUGUAUGAUACCUAUCUCGCCCCGGAGACUCAUGUGGAAUACCCCGCGUCAGAAGAGCCUGGCUUUGAUCAUUCGGAACUGAUUCUGACCACAUUGAAGUCUGCCCUUGAAGAGUUCUCCAAACGAGACCAGAAACGACAAGUUGAGAGGCUCAGCCUAGAGAUCGCUGAGGAGUACAUUCGUAUUGGCUCGUGGUCUGAAGGAUACCAAGUCUUACAGCCACUGUGGGCGACCCUCAGCUGGCGUCGCUCUGGAUGGUGGGUGCUGAUGGAAAGAUUUGGAUGGGCCUUGAGAGAAUGCGCUCUACAUCUGAGAGAGAGCGAAACUCUAUUGCGGGUCGAUUGGGAGUUGCUCAACAAAGUUUUUACGCCGAACCCUUCAUGGCACUUUGACAUACAUCGAAGCCUCGAGAGCUAUCCCCUCGAGAAACCCAAGCCUUCUGUUGUUCUUCGGGCCGAGGACGUCAUGACAAGUUUGACUGCAUCUGUCGUAUUCGAAAAGUCGGAGGGCAAUGUGGGAGAACCUUUGCAGGCUCAACUAGUCAUUUCUUCAUGCGCUCAGAAGAAAUCAGCUCCGAUCAAGCUCGCCGAGGUGAAGCUUGUUUUCGAGGGGUGUCUUCGCCCAGUGAAAAUUCAAUCCGAUCAUAAUCAAGACUCGGACACGACAACCUACUCUUGCAUCUCGAACAUAUCACUUCGCGAAGCUAGUAGCCUUGGCGAUGCUAGCAUUCAAUCUCCAACUGGAGCUUUGGCAACACUACUCGGAACUGCUGAUUUGACGAUUGGACCUGGUCAGACGAAGGUCUUCAAUCUUACUUGCAUUCCUCGCGAAGCUGGCGAGAGUCUUGUUGCUUCUAUCGCAAUGCUUGUCGAUGGGGAGAACUUCGACCUCGCCUACGUCAUAACCGAGUACGACCUGCAUGAGUCUUAUUGGUGGCAGCAGACGAAGAAGGGCCCUUCUCGCAAAAGAGUCGGCAAGGACCGAGAUACUGGCAGAUGCAAGAUCAUGCCGAAGCCUCCAAAGAUUCGCAUUACGACGCCCAACUUCAAGAAGACUUAUUACACAAAUGAGCGGGUUGCUCUCCAGAUCUGUCUGCAUAACGAAGAGGAUGAAGCUGCUGAUGUGACGGCCGAGAUACGACUUUUCGGUAGCCCUGAGUCCACCACAAAACUGGAAUGGCUUGAUGGGGAUGAAGGAGAAGAGCCUCGGGAAUCGGGAGCAAGCACCCCGACAGAGGGCGCAUCCCACUUUUUGAAGCGGAGCAUCGGUGUCAUGGGACAAUCAUCAAACAAAGAUCUCACCAUUAUGUUGGCCGACACCCAGGAUGCUGCGGAAUACACACUGGAAUUCUCGGCCGUGUAUCACCUUGUGUCUGAUGUUCAGACCCCCAUCAUCAACACUAUGACAGUUGAUCUUUCAUUCGUGCGCCCAUUCGAAGCCAACUAUGAAUUCCUGCCUCGCGUCCACCCUCAACCAUGGCCAAGCUUCUUCUUCGUCGAUGACGACUUGCUAGGCAAAGACCCUGAACCCACACCAGGUGGUUUAGCGCAGCGAUGGUGCCUCAAUUCGAAGGUGGUAUCGUUCGCCCUAGAACCUCUUGUCAUUGAAAGGAUGUCUUUAAAGCUUCUCACCGUAGGCGCUGGUUCAGUGUGCAGUGUUGAGUCCGAAGCCCUCAUCAGCCCAGAGACAUCUCACAUUGCCCCGGAAGAGCUACGGGAGUCGAACUUCCUCCUGGAUGUUCAGAAGAUGACCCUGGGUGAUCGCCUUCCCACUCCUCUCAACUUUGCUUUGCAAAUCGAUUGGCGCCGACGUUCGUCUGAUGACGAGAUUGCCUCCGAUAUAACCACGAGCAUCCUCGAGAUCCCCCGCUUCGUUGUUCCCAUGGGCGAGCCUCGUGUUCUUUGUUCGUCAACUCCGUCCACUACCCUGUCGGGCUUAAUCCAUCUAGAAUACAUUCUGGAGAACCCAUCUACGCAUUUCCUCACAUUCAAUUUGAUGAUGGAAGCUAGCGAGCACUUUGCAUUCAGCGGGCCUAAGUCGACGGUUGUCCAGCUCGUGCCGUUGAGCCGUCAUACAGUACGCUACAAUAUCCUGGCCGCAAAACGUGGGCUUUGGCUUCAACCUCAGCUUGUUAUUGUUGACACCUACUUUAAUAAGACUCUUCGUGUUCUUCCAACCGGAGAAAUGCGUACAGACAAGAAGGGUAUUCUAGUAUGGGUUGACGCGGAGGAUUAA